CCUGUUGACAGGAUACCUCAAGUAAGUCAAGAGCUUCUCAUUUCCAAUUUGAAACAAAAUGCGUGCGCAGUCCUCGUGAAGAUAUUGCCGUUUCCAUGCGUCAAUCUCUCCUAAACGAAAGGACAUUUUUGUGGAUUUUAUUGCUAUUAUAUGCAAUGGGCUGUAUUCAGAGUAUCAGGUGUAAGCCGAAGAGUUUCCGUGAGAGUAUCAUCGUUCUCGAGGUGAACUCCUCCAUCGAUUCCAACCCUACCAGCAUAGACGAAUCGUCCAGCGUUGUGCUGCGCUACCGGACACCCCACUUCCGUGCAUCGGCUCGGGUUCUGGUCCCGCCCGUAGCUGACAAGGAGACCUGGACGGUUGGCUGGAUCCAAGCGUGCAACCACAUGGAGUUCUACAACAAAUACGGAUCGAAAGGGAUGUCAAGCUGGGAGCUUCCAGAUCUGCGUGACGGAAAGAUCCAGGCUAUUAGCGAUUCGGAUGGUGUCAACUACCCCUGGUAUGGAAACACCACGGAAACCUGCACAGUGGUCGGCCCUACCAAAAAGGACACCAAGUUUGUCGUCAGCAUGAACGACAACUUUUACCCGAGCGUGACCUGGGGUAUCCCAGUGAGCGACAGCAACGUUCCUCAACUCACCAGCAUCCAUCGUGACCAGAGCUUCACCACCUGGUUGGUGGCGAUUAACCAGACUUCAGGAGAGACGCUGGUGUUGCAGACAGUACGCUGGCGUAUGCAGCUGAAUAUCGACGUGGACCCGGACAAAUCGCUUGGUAAGAGGGCCACGCUGAGGGAACCCCUGGUUCAGGAGCAACCGCAGGUGCUGGGGAAGAACGAGCCCAUUCCACCCAAUGCCAUGGUUAAACCAAAUGCCAAUGAUGCCCAGGUUCUCAUGUGGAGACCCAAGACAGGUAACCCUGUCGUGGUCAUCCCACCCAAAUACUGAGAGACUGGACCUGUUGUUUUGUAUUUGGCUGAGAAAUUCUGAUGAUGAGAAAAAAAAAUGGAUUAAUGGCAGUUAGGAGGAGCACAACUCUCAGAAACUCUCGCCUCAGUGGGAUAUUUCU
Molecule: messenger RNA, 1065 nt
Organism: Chanos chanos (milkfish)
Lineage: Eukaryota; Metazoa; Chordata; Actinopteri; Gonorynchiformes; Chanidae
Gene: fam78ab
Product: family with sequence similarity 78 member Ab
Exons: 2
Coding region: 96-944 (282 amino acids)
Source: RefSeq, a predicted model, not a curated record